AUGAACGUGCAAAACCAAUUCCACAUCCAUCCCGCCCGCUCCCUUCAAGACAUUGACACCGCAACCGCCUUGAUAACAUCCUACGCCACAUCCCUAGGCAUCGACCUCAGCUACCAAGAUUUCAACACCGAAAUCAGCCAGAUGCCGGGGAAUUACUCCCCCCAGAACGGCGGCGAGUUACUCCUCGCCCUCAAGGGAAUCCCCACCAACGCUCCCCACCCGGAUAACCGCAGUUGCGGCUGCGACUGCACCUACACCGACCCCGACGUCCUCGGGUGCAUCGCCCUUCGCGCCUUGUCCCCGCGCGUCUGCGAGGUUAAACGCCUGUAUACACGCCCGCAGGCCCGACGGUUGGGGAUCGGCAGGGCGCUUAUAGAUGCGGUGAUUGGCGUGGCGAGGGCGGAAGGGUAUGUGGAGAUGCGGUUGGAUACGUUGCCGAGUAUGCGUGGUGCGAUUGCGCUGUAUAAGAGUCGGGGGUUUGAGGAGAUUGAGGCGUAUUAUGACUCCAAAGUCCCAGAAAUGUAA
Messenger RNA from Uncinocarpus reesii 1704, 525 nucleotides. RefSeq lists its product as uncharacterized. NCBI's taxonomy places the organism in Eukaryota, Fungi, Ascomycota, Eurotiomycetes, Onygenales, Onygenaceae. The record is from RefSeq and is a predicted model, not a curated record. The coding region runs from base 1 to 525 and encodes 174 amino acids. Gene Ontology annotation, molecular function: acyltransferase activity, transferring groups other than amino-acyl groups. The transcript has 2 exons.